Messenger RNA from Apiotrichum porosum, 2178 nucleotides. RefSeq lists its product as uncharacterized. Bases 1 to 2178 code for a protein of 725 amino acids. Lineage: Eukaryota; Fungi; Basidiomycota; Tremellomycetes; Trichosporonales; Trichosporonaceae. Gene Ontology annotation, molecular function: DNA-binding transcription factor activity, RNA polymerase II-specific; transcription cis-regulatory region binding. Gene Ontology annotation, cellular component: nucleus. Gene Ontology annotation, biological process: regulation of DNA-templated transcription. The transcript has 12 exons. The record is from RefSeq and is a predicted model, not a curated record.
AUGGUAAUGGUACUCAUGGGAGCAGCCGCGGACUGGAUGACACCAGGAAGUGAGUGUGGCGGAUACAUGGUGGCAGCUGUUGACGGCAGUCGCCUCGACUCCCUCGAGGGCCAGGUCUCGACCGUUGUGCAGAAGCUUGACAAUCUGACAAGUGUCUUGUUACAAUCUCGAGGGAACGUUUCUUCCUGGAGCCCGGUCGACUGCCAAUCGGAAACCCCGGUGCAUACAAGGAAUAUCGGACGGCUGGCCAUGGCGGCUGAGAUGUGCACACCCCUCACCCUUCCCAGGACUGCCACGCCAGCCAAGGAAUCGUCAUACGGUUGUCCUGCGAUUACCCCAUCUGCGCACCACGAGGACCUGGCCAAAGAUGACCAUCUCAGCGCCACAUCCUUGCCGAUCCGACUUUCGGCCCAAGGUCGUCCGCACUUGCCGCUUUAUGAAGAAGAAGAAGACGACGAGGACCCAUUGGCCAUGACCAUGUCGAUGGAACCUUUCCGUGCUCUCACUCGAGUGGAGCAAGAGGAACGGCUGAGGGCUGAGGGCCACCCUGCUGUGACAGGCGGUGGUGACAGGGGAGAAGAUGGAUCUGGCGCCAGGCCCGCCAAGAGACAGAGGACAGCCCAAGAUGAGUGGGGCCCGUCACCCAUCCGCGAGCUUCGCGGGCCCAUGGACGCCACUGCUGCGGACCCCGUGACACUUGGGCUGUGUACUGAGGACGAGGGUAUGGUGUUGUUUGACGCGUUUUUAAAACACGCCAACGGGUUCAUACCUGUAUUGGACCCCGACGUAGACACUUGGCAAUCCCUGCGUAAACGGUCUCCCUUUCUCAUCACAGUCAUUAUCUUUGUGGCAUCACGUGCUCACACGGCGGCGGGCACACCUGGCCACCGAGCAGACUUCUCCAGACAGUGCCAGGAGUUGGCAGAGCACAUGGCCCGCCUCACCCUCUUUUGUGCAGUCUCCACGCUGGAGACUGUACAGGGCCUGGUAAUCUUUGCGUCCUGGGCUGAGAAUGCAUGGCGGCCAGGUUGCCAUGCCAUGACGCUUGCCGUCGACAUGCGUCUCUACCUUUGCUUGUCCUCCCUGCAUAAGAUCCAAGCGAGUGCACGUGCGCCCAACAGCAUGCUCGAGAAGCAACGACCGCUCGUCGCGGGUGCUCGAGUGUGGCUUGGUGUCCUCAAGCUGACAUACGAAAUGUCGUAUAAUAACGCACUCCCCGUACCGUUUGCUUCUCCACUGGCCGAAAGUGCCCAGUACGCACGGGAGUUGCUCGACCAUCCGUUGUCCAACAUCUACGACAGCCGCUGCGUUGUGACCGUCGAGAUGCUGAUGACGCGUGAAUCGCUGUACAGGCCCUUUCAGCCGCUUUCCACUCGAUCCCCAGAACAAGUCGACGCACUGCUGCGCGAAACAAACAGAAUGAUUAGGGACAACUACGAAUACUGGACAGACUACUACGACCAUUUUUUGGUCAAGGAGCCCAAAGGGCAUACUGCUUGUGAGCCAACUGCUAUGCUCCUUCAACCUGACAGCAGCAUCUAUGGCAACUCGUGCGCCUGGAAUGGUGUCAGAACCGCCGAGGACGCUCUGCUUCUCUCAAGCGAACGUCGCCAGUGGCUCGCCACAGCUGUACGCUCCGCCGCGUACCUCGUCUCUAGCAUUGGCAGUGGUAAGCAGAUGAAGGAUUCGGAAUUUGCAAACCACUACUUUCAUCUCGGCAUCGUGUCCACGGCGCACUACUUGAUCCGCGCUUGCGAGCUGUUGCCUGAGGCGUGCGAGUUGCACCAAGUCAGCGUCGACCUCGACAAACUCCUUCUCAAGCUGCCGCAGUACCCCGUCGAACAGUUUGCCCAGGUAUUGCGUUCUGCGCUCCACAAGGCGCGGGCAGAUGGUGUCCUUCCGCACACCUCGUCCUCAGCCACAGUCGACAUGCCAGUCCGGGACAGCGCGGUGACAGAGGUGCUCAAUGAGGACAACCUAGCUGCUCUCGACACGGUGGCCAUGGGAUCCAUGGCGCACAUGAUGCCUGGCUUCAUCUCGUUCCCCUGGAACGACAGUAUUCCCCCUGUGGCUCACCCCACGCAAUCCGGUCAUGACCAGGAAGUGGCCGGGUGGGACAACAUGGUUUGGCUCGAGAACUUCAACCUCGAAGCGUGGUUCCCCUCAGACUCGAUAUAG